Molecule: messenger RNA, 4089 nt
Organism: Mauremys reevesii (Reeves's turtle)
Lineage: Eukaryota; Metazoa; Chordata; Testudines; Geoemydidae
Gene: MATN2
Product: matrilin 2
Exons: 24
Coding region: 327-3779 (1150 amino acids)
Molecular function (GO): calcium ion binding
Source: RefSeq, a predicted model, not a curated record
CCUCCCCGGCCCUUCCCCCGCCGCGAGCCCGGGGGGAGAUGAGCCGCGUCUAGCUUGGAAACCGGGCGCCCCCGUUCCCCUCGCUGCUUCCGAGCGAGGCGCCCGGCCGCCCCGCCCCAGGCAGCCGAGCGCCCCCGCGUGCGCUCAGACAGAACCGCCCCGGCCCCCGCCCACAGCGGCGGGCGGUUCUUCCCCGGCCUGCCGCGCUCCCCCGAGGGCGCUCGCCGGCUUUCGCGCUCCGCCUGCCCGGCUCGCGGCCUGCAGCCGCCGGGCCAGCGCCUCAGUUUUGCAUCCCUGAUUGUCCAUCUUGCUUUUUCUUCACGAAAAUGAAGAAAAUGAUUACAUGCUUCCUACUGCUGUUUGGACAAACUCUACUUUUCAGUGCCUCAGCCAGGGAGAGACAUCUUCCACCAGCAUUUUCAAGCCAAAGAAAUGGUGCUAACCCACAAGGUACUUUACGUGAGAAUGCUUGCAACCGCAAACGUCUUGAUCUCGUCUUCAUCAUCGACAGCUCUCGCAGUGUACGUCCUUAUGACUUUGAAAAAGUGAAGGAAUUCAUUUUAACCAUCUUGCAGUUCCUAGACAUCAGUCCUGACGUCACCAGAGUAGGCCUCAUUCAGUAUGGCAGCACAGUCAAACAUGAGUUUUCAUUGAAGACGUUCAGGAGGAAACAUGAUGUGGAACGAGCAGUGAAAAGAAUGAUGCACCUGGCCACUGGCACCAUGACUGGGCUGGCUAUUCAGUAUGCACUGAACAUUGCAUUUUCAGAAUCGGAAGGGGCACGGCCACUGAGCCAGAAUGUGCCCAGAAUUAUCAUGAUAGUGACAGAUGGGAGACCACAGGAUCCUGUGGCAGAGGUUGCAGCUAAAGCCCGGAACUCAGGCAUCCUGAUUUUUGCCAUUGGUGUGGGGAGAGUGGAUAUGAACACCUUGAAGUCCAUUGGAAGUGAACCUCAUGAAGAGCAUGUCUUUUUAGUGGCUAAUUUCAGUCAGAUUGAAACACUAACCUCUGCAUUCCAGACUAAACUUUGCGUGCCCCAUGUGUGCAGUAUAACUGAGCAUGGUUGUGAUCACUUCUGUAUUAACACUCCUGGCUCCUACAUGUGCACAUGUAAACAGGGAUACAUUCUGAACGCUGACCAGAAGACUUGCAGCACCCAGGACCUAUGUGCUGUGGAGAAACAUGCCUGUGAACAGAUCUGUGUGAACACACCUGGGUCCUAUGUUUGUCAGUGUUAUGAUGGCUAUGGGCUCGAUGAAGAUGGAAAGAAGUGUAUCAUUGUAGACCUUUGUGCUUUGGAUAACCAAGGUUGUCAACAUGAGUGUGUAAGUAUGGAUGACUCCUACUACUGUAGAUGCCAUCAAGGAUUUAUUCUAAAUCCAGACAGAAGAACUUGCAGAAGACCAGAUUACUGUGCUUUGCAGACCCAUGGCUGUCAACAGGAAUGUGUUAAUACAAAUGAUUCCUAUUUUUGUCAAUGCCGACACGGGUUUACUCUUAAUCCAGAUAAGAGAACUUGCAAAAGAAUAAACUUCUGUGCUUUGGGUAAACAUGGCUGUGAACAGGAAUGUGUUAACACAGAAGACUCUUUUGUGUGCAGAUGUCAUAGUGGAUACACCCUAAACCAUGAUGGCAAAACGUGCAGAAGAGUGGAUCACUGUGCUGAGAACAACCAUGGCUGUGAGCAGCUGUGCCUGAACACAGGCGACUCAUAUGUCUGUCAGUGUUCUGAAGGAUUCAUCAUUAAUGAAGACCUAAAAACCUGCUCACGAGUGGACUAUUGUGCACUGAGUGACCCUGGUUGUGAACAUUUGUGUGUAAACAGUGAAAAAUCUUAUACUUGUCAGUGCUUUGAAGGAUAUGAGCUUCGUGAUGAUGGGAAAACUUGUAAACGUAAAAAUGUCUGCAAAUCAGUCAACCAUGGUUGUGAACAUGUUUGUGUUAAUAGUGACAAUUCAUACAUCUGCAAGUGCCGUGAGGGAUUUGCACUGCAGGAAGAUGGGAAAACGUGCAGAAAUAAAGACCUCUGCAAAUCAGUUGACCAUGGUUGUGAACAUGUUUGUGUUAAUAUGGACAAUUCAUACAUCUGCAAGUGCCGUAAGGGAUUUGCACUGCGGGAAGAUGGGAAAACGUGCAGAAAUAAAGACCUUUGCAAAUCAGUUGACCAUGGUUGUGAACAUGUUUGUGUUAAUAUGGACAAUUCCUACAUCUGCAAGUGCCGUAAGGGAUUUGUACUGCGAGAGGAUGGGAAAAUGUGCAGAAAUAAGGAUGUCUGCAAAUCAUUUGACCAUGGCUGUGAACAUAUUUGUGUUAAUAAUGACAAUUCCUACAUCUGUAAGUGCCAGGAGGGAUUUGUAUUGAGAGAGGAUGGGAAAACAUGCAGAAAUAAGAACGUCUGCAAAUCAGUCAACCAUGGUUGUGAACAUGUUUGUGUAAAUAAUGAUAAUUCAUACACCUGUCAGUGCCAUGAGGGAUUUGUGCUAAGAGAGGAUGGGAAAACAUGCAGAAAUAAAGACCUCUGUAAGUCCAUUGACCAUGGCUGUGAACAUGUUUGUGUUAAUGAUGACAUUUCAUACACCUGCCAGUGCCAUGAGGGAUUUGUACUAAGAAAGGAUGGGAAAACAUGCAGAAGUAAGGAUGCCUGCAAAUCAGUUGACCCUGGCUGUGAACAUAUUUGUGUUAAUACUGACAGUUCGUACGUCUGCAAGUGCCAUGAGGGAUUUGUACUGAGAGAGGAUGGGAAAACGUGUAGAAAUAAAGACCUCUGCAAAACGGCUGAUCAUGGCUGUGAACAUAUUUGCAUUAAUAAUGACCAUUCCUACGUCUGCAAGUGCCAUGAGGGAUUUGUACUACAAGAAGAUGGGAAAAUGUGCAGAAGAUGCACUGAAGGCCCAAUUGAUCUGGUGUUCGUGAUUGAUGGAUCAAAAAGUCUCGGAGAGGAUAAUUUUGAAGUUGUAAAGGAAUUUGUAUCUGGAAUCUUGGAUUCUCUUGAGAUUUCUCCCAAAGCUGCUCAAGUUGGUUUGCUGCAGUAUUCUUCUCAAGUUCGCACAGAGUUCACAUUAAGACAAUUCAGCACAGCCAAAGACAUGAAAAAAGCAGUAUCCCAAAUGAAAUACAUGGGGAAAGGCUCCAUGACUGGACUUGCCUUGAAACAAAUGUUUGAGAGAAGCUUUACUGAAGCAGAAGGGGCAAGGCCAUUUUCAGCAGAAGUGCCCAGGGUGUCUAUAGUGUUUACAGAUGGACGAGCCCAAGAUGAAGUCUCUGAGUGGGCCGGCAAAGCAAAGCAGAAUGGUAUAACUAUCUAUGCUGUUGGAAUAGGAAAAGCAAUUGAGGAAGAAUUACUGGAAAUUGCUUCUGAGCCACCAGACAAACACCUCUUCUAUGCUGAAGACUUCAGUACCAUGGGGGAGAUAAGUGAAAAACUAAAAAAACGAAUCUGUGAAGCUUUGGAAGAGUCAGAUCCCCAUCAGGAUCCCCUGACAGGGAGGCCUCACAAGACUGGUCCUCAUUCUUCAGGAUCUGAACCAGGCAGCAUAGCCGUCACAGACCUCCUUGCCUGUUCCAAUUUUGCAGUACAUCACAAGUAUCUUUUUGAAGAGGAGAGUGUUUCACAGUCGACAGCAAGAUCAGCAAACCCUUCAAAAGAUAAGGAGCAGUGCAACUGUGAAAAUCUCAUAACAUUCCAGAACCAUGCCAAUGCUGAAGUAAAAAAACUAACUCAGCGAUUGGAAGAAAUAACUAAGAGAAUGGAAGCCCUGGAAAACAGACUAAGAUACUGAUGAAGAGUUCUUAACAGAAGUAUACACUGUACUGUAUAUUUAUACAUACAAGUUGCAACAAAGCUAUUUUCUUAAAGCCGUACAAAGCUAUGUAGCACAAAUCUUUUUGUGUUUGAUGGAAAAGGACAUUUUUGGACCCAAUAUUUACAUACUGAGGUACAGCAUUAUAUUUUUCUCUUGCAUUGAUUGCAGUAAGACAAGAAAGGAACUUUAAAAAUUUUAUAGUAACUAGCAAAAUUUCUAAGUAGAAUUUAACACUUGAAUUUAUAAGCUAUGCAAUCUAAUAAAAUGCUUUUAUUUUUAAUUUGAA